Messenger RNA from Salvia hispanica, 1092 nucleotides. The record is from RefSeq and is a predicted model, not a curated record. Lineage: Eukaryota; Viridiplantae; Streptophyta; Magnoliopsida; Lamiales; Lamiaceae.
AUGGCUAAAAUGGGAAAGAAUGUCGGCACCGUCUACAAGGUCGUCCACCGCCCCAGCGGCGGCGUCUACGCCCUCAAGGUCAUCUACGGCAACCACGAGGACGCCGUGCGCAACCAGAUGCGCCGCGAAAUCCAGAUCCUCCGCGACGUGGACCACCCCAACGUCGUGAAAUGCCACAACCUCUUCGACCACAGCGGCGAGAUCCAGGUCCUCCUCGAAUUCAUGGACAAGGGCUCCCUCGAAUCCACCCACAUCCCCCACGAGCAGCCCCUCUCCGACCUCGCCCGCCAGGUCCUCGCCGGAUUGGCCUACCUCCACCGCCGCAAAAUCGUCCACCGCGACAUCAAGCCCUCCAAUCUCCUAAUCAAUUCGCGCCGCCUCGUCAAAAUCGCCGAUUUUGGGGUUUCCCGCAUCCUCGCGCAGACCAUGGAUCCCUGCAAUUCCUCCGUCGGCACCAUCGCCUACAUGAGCCCCGAGCGGAUCAACACCGAUCUCAACCACGGCCAGUACGACGGCUACGCCGGCGACAUCUGGAGCCUGGGCGUCAGCGUCCUCGAAUUCUAUUUGGGGAAAUUCCCCUUCGCCGUCGGCCGGCAGGGGGACUGGGCGAGCCUCAUGUGCGCGAUCUGUAUGUCGCAGCCGCCCGAGGCGCCGCCCUCCGCCAGCCGCGAAUUUAGGGAUUUCAUCUCCUGCUGCCUCCAGAGGGAUCCGGCCAAGAGGCUCUCCGCCGCGCAGCUGCUCAAGCAUCCCUUCAUCGUGCAGCACUCCUCUCCCGGGGGAGGCGGCGCCGCGGUGCAUCACCAGGCAGCGGCGCACCAGCUCCUGCCGCCGCCGCCGCGCCAGCAUUACUCCUCGGCUUGAUUGAAGUUGAAAGUUUGAGGGGUUGGCUGAUUCAAAGAGAAGUGAGUCAACACACCAAAACAUAAGUCUUGAAGUGUGUGUUUGAGCAAGAAUUACUAGGAAACUAGGUUGUCCAAACAAGACUGCAGAAGAUGAAUGAAAUAAUUUAGAAAUCUGCUUUGUCUUGUUCAAUUUGACUUGGUGAAUUUUAUUUGCAUUUGAGUCAAAGGUGGAAAUGGUCUUAUAAACUUA